AUGACGGCUGCCAAGCAGGUCACCGGGGAGCAGCAGGUCCGAAGCUUUGUGGCGAUUCCAGCCGGAUGGAACGUGUUUCUCCCCAACUUCGGGCUGCCAAAGCUCUCGCACAGGGCGCCCUUGGACAGGGAGGCAUCCAAUGUGCAGCCUUCCUUCUACGGACGUGUCGUGAUGGAGCCUGGUUCCACAAACGAGACGAGGAGCCUUGCUUGUGGUGAGUUGGCAGCAACUCCGCAGGUUGAGACUUUGGCUCUCUUGGUUGAGCGGGGCCUGUGCACCUUUCGGCAAAAGGCUACAAACGCAUUCAGCGCGGGCUACAAAGCACUUCUUGUUUCCAACACCAUCAGUGGCUUGGCCAAGGUUCCCGACAUGACAGCCGGGAGUGCGGUGGAUGACCGAGCUGUCGAAAUCCCGGCAUGGUCCAUUGAUCUUUCGGAUGGACAGGCGCUGCGGAACUGGAUCUUAGGAGAUGCCAGGCUUGUGAUUCAGGUCAGCGACUCACCAAGACGGCCGAACAUAGGUCCAUUCCAAGAAGAUGUGUUCGGUUUGCGGCAGGUGUUCUCCAAAUGA
Molecule: messenger RNA, 570 nt
Organism: Symbiodinium sp. CCMP2456
Lineage: Eukaryota; Dinophyceae; Suessiales; Symbiodiniaceae
Source: the annotation of a GenBank genome assembly